Messenger RNA from Lottia gigantea (owl limpet), 879 nucleotides. RefSeq lists its product as hypothetical. The transcript is spliced from 7 exons. Gene Ontology annotation, molecular function: oxidoreductase activity, acting on the CH-OH group of donors, NAD or NADP as acceptor; NAD binding; NADP binding. NCBI's taxonomy places the organism in Eukaryota, Metazoa, Mollusca, Gastropoda, Lottiidae. The record is from RefSeq and is a predicted model, not a curated record. The annotation marks the transcript as partial.
AUUGUACCCACUCCAUUACGUAUUGGUUUCCUAGGACUAGGUAUUAUGGGACAGGGUAUGGUGAUGAAUUUAUUGAGAUCAGGACAUGAAGUUACAGUGUGGAACAGAACAGUACAGAAGUGUAAAGAGUUUGUAAAAGCUGGAGCAUUACGUGGCACGUCACCAUCAGAUGUUAUAACAUCAUCAGAUAUAACUUUUACCUGUGUAUCAGAUUCACUAGCUGUUAGAGAUUUAGUAUUUGGUAAUCAAGGGGUAUUACAAGGAAUAACUAAAGGAAAAUGUUAUGUAGAAAUGUCUACUAUUGAUGAAGAAACAGUUCAAGAUAUAGCAGAGGCAAUAAUGGCACGAGGCGGAGUAUUUUUAGAGGCACCAGUUUGUGGAAGUCGUGUACCAGCUCUAGAGGGUCAACUAGUCAUUCUCACCUCUGGAGACAGAAAACUAUAUGAUGAUUGUUAUUCAUGUUUCGAAGCUAUGGGCAAAAAAUCUUUUUACUUAGGAAAUGAAGUAGGAACAGCAUGUAAAAUGAAGUUAGUUAACAAUAUGCUAUUAGGCUCUAUUAUGAGCAGUUUGAGUGAAACUAUGGCAUUAGCAGAGAAAGUUGGUUUAGAUCAGGAAGAUUUAACAGAGAUUCUUUCCCUUGGAUCAUUAGCAUGUCCCUCCAUUAUUCACAAGUCACAAGCUAUUAUGAAUGGUAAAUACGACCCACACUUCCCACUACAACAUCAACAGAAAGAUUUACGAUUAGCGAUAAGUCUAGGUGACAGAGUAGAACAACCCUUACAUAUGGCUUCAGCAGCUAAUGAGAUGUUCAAAAAAGCCAGAAGUUUAGGAUAUUCAGAAGCUGAUAUGUCGGCAGUGUACAAAAGUUGUAUUUCAUAA